CCAGGACUAUUCCGGUAUUUUGAAUCACACACCUGAGUUUCCUAACUGGAAUAAGUUCGCCAGAGGUAAAUAAAUAUACGAAAGCGGAGGCAGGCGUGGCUGUGGUGUGUGCGAGAGAAAUCUUUCACAGGCAGAGCAGUUACUCAGCAGGCAUGCCAUUUUUCCGCUCGCAAAUGUUUGCAGGGUGAAACCCGAAGCUCUUCUCCGCCUCCCAAGCAGAGUAGGAGGGACCCAGCGAGGAGGAGGAGGAGGAGGAGGAGGAAGAAGAAGGAGAAAGUUCAGCUCCUCCUCCACUUUGGCUCCGCGGUUAUUUUUCCUUCUCUGAAGAGGCAAGAGAGAAGGACACGCCUGGGAAAGACGGUGCGCAGGAGAAGGCGAAGGAGCGCCUGUAGUUUCCUGACAGCAUUCCUGGGUGCUUCCCUGCAAGCUUUACAGAAUGAGUUAUCCAGGGUAUCCUCCUGCAGGUGGGUAUCCACCUGCUGCUCCAGGCAGUAAUCCGUGGGGUGCCCCCAGCUAUCCUCCUGCAAAUCCUCCUCCAAUUGGGUUAGAAAAUGUUGGAAACUAUGCUAAUCAGUUUAAUCCAGAUUAUAUGGCGGGCUUGGCUUCCAACAUGUCAGGAACAUUUGGUGGCGCCAACAUACCACAGGGCGUGUAUCCUCCAGCCCCUGGUGGCUAUCCCCCUGUUCCUUCAGGAGGCUUUGGGCAAACUCCAGGGGGCUUUGGACAGCCUCCACAAGGACAGCAAUCGUCUUACGGGAUGUACCCACCACUUCCAGGAGGAAACCCACCAACAGGAAUGCCGUCGUAUCCAGGAUAUCCGGGCAGCCCUAUGCCACCAGCAGGGCAGCAACCCCAGCCAUAUCCUGGGCAACAGCCAAUGCCGCCACCAGGGCAGCAACCCAUGCCAAGUUAUCCUCCUGGCCCAGCUGUUAAUCCUUCUAUGCCAUCUUAUCCAGGACCAACGAUGCCCACAGUUACUCCUGGAUCAUCUGGAUACCGAGGCACAAUCCAUGAUGUUCCAUCCUUUGAUCCCCUGAGGGAUGCAGAGGUAUUGAGGAAAGCCAUGAAAGGUUUUGGAACUGAUGAGCAGGCGAUCAUUGAUUGUCUUGGAAGCCGCUCAAACAAGCAACGUCAACAGAUUAUGCUCUCGUUCAAAACAGCUUAUGGAAAGGAUUUGAUCAAAGACCUAAAGUCUGAGCUCUCUGGCAACUUUGAGAGGGCCAUCUUGGCAAUGAUGAAGACUCCUGUCCUGUUUGAUGUUCAUGAAAUAAAAGAUGCAAUCAAGGGUGCUGGCACAGAUGAAGCCUGCCUGAUAGAAAUCCUUGCAUCUCGUAGCAAUGAGCACAUUCGGGAAAUCAGUCGGGUACACAAAGCAGAAUUUAAGAAAACUCUAGAAGAAACCAUCAGAAGCGACACAUCUGGACACUUCCAGAGGCUUUUAAUCUCACUUGCUCAGGGAAACAGAGAUGAAAGUACCAAUGUCAACAUGUCACUUGUCCAAAGUGAUGCUCAGGCACUAUAUGCAGCUGGAGAGAAUCGCCUCGGGACAGAUGAGUCCAAAUUCAACGCAAUUCUCUGUACCAGAAGUAGAGCUCACCUAAGAGCAGUUUUCAGUGAAUACCAGCGAAUGUGUAACCGUGACAUUGAAAAGAGUAUAAAAGGAGAGAUGUCUGGAGACCUCGAAUCUGGGAUGCUGGCAGUUGUUAAGUGUAUGAAAAACACACCUGCUUUCUUUGCAGAGAGGCUUUACAAGGCCAUGAAGGGAGCUGGAACCAAAGACAGGACUCUCAUUCGGAUCAUGGUGUCACGCAGUGAGGUUGACCUGCUGGACAUACGGCAGGAAUACAAGCGGAUGUAUGGCCGAUCUCUCUACACAGACAUUACGGGCGACACUUCAGGGGACUACAGGAAAAUCCUGCUGAAAUUGUGUGGUGGAAAUGACUAAAUCGAGCCUUCUGGAUUUUUGUUUGUUUUUAAAAAAUCAGCUGGCAUUAUCUUACCAUUUCACAUGUUGUCAAAACUUCAAAUAUCCAGGGAAUUCUUCCUCUGCAGUGCCAUGUUUGCUAAAAUUACUCAAUCUAUUUCAUUCUUUAAAUAGUGUCAUGAAUACACUAUAUAUAAAAACCAGCUGUUGCAUGAAUAGUCUUUGUUUUGAAACUCCUUUUUUGUGUGUGAGCAAAAUGAUUCUGUAUUGCUUUUUUUAAAAAAAAACCAACCUAUAAAACAUUUUUGAAUGUAUGGUGCAUGGUAGGUUUUAUAUUUACAUGCUUCUUGUUACCUGAAUUAAAAAUUACUGUUCUGAAGGAUGAUUGGAUGAACUCUUAGACCUUAGUUGCUUAUUACUGUCCAAGGAGAAAUUUAAAAGUCAGGCUAGAGUCUUUGGCUUUCAUGCUAUCUUCUGUUACUUUUCCAUGUUGAUUUGAAUGUGGGAUCUCCCUGAAUUUUGCAAAGUGUUCUCAAACUGAAGGAAAGCGGAUGCGGUGAGUUGGCAGAAGUCAGGUACCAAAAUGUUAGGAAGCCUGUCAGGGUUUUUGUUAAUCCCCUGCAGAUGCACUUUUUCUUCAUUCAUGAUUAUUUGUGCUCAUGAUGGUAUUGGGGCAAUUAGAAAUGAUCCAUUUCUGCCUGCAAAACUGCUUUGUUAUCAAUCAGUGUAUGUCCCAUAACUUCCUGCUGAAAUCUUGCAACUUUCAAUAUGAGAAAUGUUCUCAUUUAUUUUUAUUGUGCUACUGUGUUAAGAGGGCCCCUGCAGAUGACAAAGUGUUAAUUUUGGGGAAGUGACACAGAACAACCAAUAAAGUGGAAUGAUUGUGGAUGGUACAGUGUAAUUCACCACUAUAAGUAAUGCACUAUUAUUCAAUUAAAUGACAUGUUGCAAAAUACACCCACAAAAACCACCGGUCUGGAUGAGCCUGUUUUUGCCAGUGGAAGCUUUUUCCCCCCAUAGAGGUAACAGCAGUAUGAGGUAAGAUAUUUGUCCAGAAUUGUGGCAUGAAAGGGUUAUACCUCUCCAUGCUUAGCAGUCCAAAUGAACCCCCUCCAAAGAAAUACAACCUAAUUUUGUUAUUAAAAAAUUGAUUGGCUUCCUGUUGAUACUAUUAGCUUCACAUCUAGUUUAGCUCUCAAGGACAUCCUACAAUCAAACAAAUCUGUUCACUUGUUUCUUGAUACGGGGAGGAUGGACUUUUGAAAGAGGUGUGAACAGGACUUCCGUUUGCAUUGUUAGGAUGGAACAAGGCUACUUUAAAAGCAUUAUUCAUUUUAUUGGGACAUGAACAGGAGCACAGAAGUUCAUGGAGGUUCCACAUUUUACAGUUGGGUGGAUCAUGCUUCUCUUUUGCAGAAAGACAUGUAAAGAAGUCCCUAUUGAUUUUAAUGUUCAGCACAUGCUUAACUUGCCCCAUUCACUUCCCUGCUUCUUAGAUGGAUGCAGUUUUGGCUCGAUCAUGCCAGAUGUCUUUUGAGGAACUCAAAAUGCCUUCCCUAUGAGUGCAUACCAAAGCUUUCCUUUUUGAUUUCUUAGAGUUGUGCCUUAAAAUCAAAUAUCUAACUUCUUGAAAAAUUUGUACAAAUAAACCAAAGCUAUCAUCCAA
Rhineura floridana is the source of this 3590-nucleotide messenger RNA. RefSeq names its product annexin A11 (gene ANXA11). The transcript has 15 exons. Lineage: Eukaryota; Metazoa; Chordata; Lepidosauria; Squamata; Rhineuridae. Gene Ontology annotation, molecular function: calcium-dependent phospholipid binding; calcium ion binding. Gene Ontology annotation, cellular component: cytoplasm. Gene Ontology annotation, biological process: cytokinetic process; phagocytosis. Bases 437 to 1945 code for a protein of 502 amino acids. The record is from RefSeq and is a predicted model, not a curated record.